This is a messenger RNA of Pipistrellus nathusii (Nathusius's pipistrelle), 450 nucleotides long. The record is from the annotation of a GenBank genome assembly. Lineage: Eukaryota; Metazoa; Chordata; Mammalia; Chiroptera; Vespertilionidae.
AUGUCCAGCAGUGAGGAGCCGGUGAGCCACAUCACCAAGGACCAGAGCAGGCCUGAAGUGAGAGUGGCCACCUGGGGGUCUGGGGAACCGGGGCUGGUGAGUGUAACAAGACGGCCUCCAACCCCGAAGCAGGCCAGAGUAGACAGGCAGCUCAAAAUUUUCAACUGCAUAAUUGAGCAUGGUGCUUAUAUUAAACGUACUGGGCCUGCUGACCUGGAGCCCAAGGAGGCAGAGUCCAAAGGUUUGGAAGCCCAGGAGGCAGAGGCAGCUCCUCUUGUCACACCUGACGUCCAUCUAGAGGAGCAGAAUGCAGAGCUGGAGGCAUGUCCUCCUCCAGAUCUUCUGCCACCUCCAGCAGCCUCUCCAGCUGUGGCUGUGGAGCCAGGGCCGGCCCCAGACAAAACUGAGGCCCCACCACUGCUGGAUGAAGAACCAGGGGAGCAGGCCUAA